AAAAAUUUGGGGCGAGGGGGGAUGUCAAAGAAGAUAGGCGAUCAGAAGAGGCAGUGGUGGCAGGAGGGUAGGGAGGGGUCUGGAGGGCCCGGCCUCCAUUUGUGGCUUCAGCGUUCUGAAGGAAAAGGACGGGGAGGGGCCUUCGGGGUGGGCAUAGGGAGGUGGAAUGCAAGCAACGAUCCAUCCGUCCAUCUCAGGAAAUGAAGUGAUUGCCGUGGACUGGAAGGGCCUGAAGGAUGUGGACCAAAUCAACAUGGACAGCACCAGCUCGCUGCACGGGAGCAGCCUCCACCGGCCGUCCACCGAGCAAACCAGGACUGACUUCUCCUGGGACGGCAUCAACCUCUCCAUGGAGGACACCACUUCCAUUCUUCCGAAGCUUAAGCGAAACUCUAACGCCUAUGGCAUCGGGGCCCUGGCCAAGUCGUCGUUCUCAGGGAUCUCGCGAAGCAUGAAGGACCAUGUGACAAAGCCCACAGCCAUGGGGCAGGGCCGGGUGGCUCACAUGAUUGAGUGGCAGGGCUGGGGGAAGGCACCAGCCAUUCAGCCGCAACAGAGCCACGAGGCCGUGCGCAGGGAUACAGAUGCCUACUCCGACCUCAGCGAUGGCGAGAAGGAGGCACGUUUCCUAGCAGGCGUCAUGGAACAGUUUGCUAUCUCCGAGGCCACUCUCAUGGCCUGGUCCUCCAUGGAUGGUGAGGACAUGAGUGUCAACUCCACCCAGGAGCCAUUGGGCUGCAAUUACGGUGACAACUACCAGGAGUUGAUGGAGAGUCAGGAUGCCCUUGCUCAAGCCCCAAUGGAUGGAUGGCCUCACUCCUAUGUGUCCCAGGGCAUGUACUGUCUGGGGUCAUCGGAUGCCUGGGAAGCAAGCGACCAGUCCCUCAUCGCCUCUCCAGCCACAGGAUCCUAUCUCGGCCCUGCAUUUGAUGACUCACAGCCUAGCUUGCACGAGAUGGGACCUUCCCAACCUGCUUCGGGAUACUCUGCUCAGGAACCUCCGCCGUUGCUGGGGGGAGACAGUGACUGGGCUCCAGGGGUGGGCGGGGUGGACCUGGCAAGGGGCCCUGCCGAGGAGGAGAAGAGGCCAUUGGCGCCCGAGGAGGAAGAGGAUGCGGGCUGCCGGGACCUGGAGUCGCUUUCCCCACGAGAAGACCCCGAGAUGCCCAACGCUCUCAGCCGGAAGGUGUCUGACGUCACAUCCUCAGGCGUGCAGUCGUUUGAUGAGGAGGAGGGAGAGGCCAACAACUAGCUUCCUCCCACUGAAUGCCCCACCUCCCACUCCCACCUGAGGGGCAUGGCUGCAACCACACCCUCCCUUCCCCGAGCAGUACGGCUGAAACCUGGGCAGAAGACUGUCGCGAGCCCAGGAGCCCUUGCCAGCAAAACGGAGGGCCAGGGUGGGAUUUUAUGCAGGCUUACGCUGCAGAGACCACAGGUCCAGGAACUGAGGCCCAGGCAAGCAGACGGCCAUGAACUUCGCUUGGCUGCGGGCUUCUGGGUCUGUGGCGGUGGAGCUCCGGUGUGUAUCCUGAGCGCAGGCGCGCAGAGCGGCCCGUGGCCGGCCCCUGGAUCUCAGUUCUUUGCUCCCUGAUCUCGUCUGCCAGGAGCCUUGGCUGCAGCUGCCUGAAGGCCUCCUUUCUCCACGUCACUCUUGCUUGUCCCAACUCUGUUUUCUCUGGCUGUGGCCCAAGCUCAUCCCUCCUGUGCGGAACAGACCUCAGGGGCUGUUGGACAUGGUUCGAUGGGCACAGGGGAAGCAACGUACAGACCACGUCUCCUCAGACUGAGGGGGCUGUGCCCUCAGAGGUGACUUGGCUUCUGAGAUCAGGAGUCACGGAGGAGGUGGACGUGGCCGCUGGGCUGCACAGGGGCACAAGGGCUGUCCAGAGACCGGGCAGUCACUGGGGAGACCGAGGACGAACAUGGCCACUUGUUCUGGAAUCUUGACUAUCCUGUGGCUGAAAGGAGGACCCUAAGCAUCUGGGAAAGGACCCCGCCAGGGCUGGCUACUCCAGCUCUUGCUUCCCUUCUCUGCCUUCUUCCAUCUCCUGCUCUGGGAGCCCCGGGGCCCCAAGGGGGGGUGGGGGUGGCACAGGAUGCAGGUGUCCUGGCUAGACGGGGAAGCAUGAGGCUGUGUCUCCCUCCAUCCA
This is a messenger RNA of Physeter macrocephalus (sperm whale), 2153 nucleotides long. RefSeq names its product family with sequence similarity 131 member B (gene FAM131B). The transcript has 6 exons. Lineage: Eukaryota; Metazoa; Chordata; Mammalia; Artiodactyla; Physeteridae. The record is from RefSeq and is a predicted model, not a curated record. Bases 167 to 1252 code for a protein of 361 amino acids.